This is a messenger RNA of Habropoda laboriosa, 1011 nucleotides long. Its product is annotated as Wilms tumor protein homolog. Gene Ontology annotation, molecular function: RNA polymerase II cis-regulatory region sequence-specific DNA binding; DNA-binding transcription factor activity, RNA polymerase II-specific. Gene Ontology annotation, biological process: regulation of transcription by RNA polymerase II. The transcript has 5 exons. Bases 48 to 992 code for a protein of 314 amino acids. The record is from RefSeq and is a predicted model, not a curated record. NCBI's taxonomy places the organism in Eukaryota, Metazoa, Arthropoda, Insecta, Hymenoptera, Apidae.
AAAGUCCCUUGGUCACCAGUUGAGCAGCUUUCGGCAGCGUACCAAAGAUGACGGAUGAAUUGUUAUUCUCCGCGUUGGGCCUAACCACGGACACAGGUGUAGAGAGGCAACUGUUCUCCGCGAACCCGACCACCACAUUGAUGUGCAACUAUGAGGCGUCCUCAUGCAGAGCGACACCGCAACACAGCGAUGAUUCGGAGACGAUCGACGGUCGAUCGGGCAAUUUCGCUAAUGUGGACUGUUACACGGACUUGACCUGUCCAACAAAGACGUCUUGGAACGAAUGGUCUGACAAUACCUCUACGUCGUUCUCCGGUACAGGUUGUCUGAGCGAGCUGAGUGAAUUAGACUCAGAGUUAGAAUGGUGUUUAGACAAAAGCUGGAACUCUGGACUGCCAGAGAGGACACCACUGUGCACAGCGGGCUGUGAGGGUUUUCUACAUUUACCCUUGCCGAAUCCGCAGCAAACGUUUCAGCAAGAGGAACCAUUAUGGGUGCUUGGGAUCGAUUUGAGAGCUCUCGAUGAUACUUUGGAAACGAACAGAAUAGAUUACAACAAUAAUCAAGUAGAAGAAAAUAUUAUUUCAACAGCAGCUGCCGCAGCACUGGCCACCCAUGACUACACCAAUCGCAACUUGGCGAACGCGUCGGAGGAUCGAUGCUUUCCUUGCACUUACCAAGGAUGCGUGAAGAUCUAUGCGAAGGCAUCUCACUUAAAAGCUCAUCUACGUCGACAUACUGGCGAGAAGCCAUUUGCAUGCACGUGGUCUGGCUGCGGAUGGCGCUUCAGCCGGUCAGAUGAGCUAGCUAGGCACAGACGGUCACAUUCAGGAGUAAAACCCUAUCCAUGUGAAAUGUGUUCAAAGAAAUUUGCACGUAGCGACCACCUGGCCAAACACCGCAAGGUGCACCGGAAAAACGCGUAUCCCCUAUUCCACGGUGGAAGAGGACUUCGUGGAGGAAAGAUGAACAUUGUACCAACGGAGAUUUAGUAGUUUUUACGUGCAAUAA